Messenger RNA from Peronospora matthiolae, 1908 nucleotides. The record is from the annotation of a GenBank genome assembly. Lineage: Eukaryota; Oomycota; Peronosporomycetes; Peronosporales; Peronosporaceae.
AUGACGACGGUGCAGGAAUUCCCGGAAGAGCCCGUGCCGCUGAUCACGUUCAGUGAUACCGAAAACCAACUCAAGGUGAACGAAGAAGCUGUGGAGAUGCUGCGACGCAUCGAUGGCCACGUCGCGGUCGUGGCCAUGGCGGGACUGUACCGCACGGGCAAGAGCUCGAUGCUCAAUUGGCUGCUGGACAGACAGAGCGGCUUUCGUGUGGGCCCCACUAUCGAGCGCUGCACACGCGGCAUUUGGAUCUGGGGCCAGCCGCAGAGGCACCAAACGGCCAAUGGAGACGACGUGUGGGUGCUCGUGCUUGACACCGAGGGCAUGGGCGGGCUCGAGGCCUCGCAGCAGUACGACGCGCGCAUUUUCUCGCUGGCCACGCUCUUGUGCUCGAAGCUCAUUUACAACAGUCAAGGGAGUGUGGACGAGAAGGCUAUUGGUGGUCUGAGUUUCAUCGCCAAUUUGGCGAAGCACAUUAAAGUCAGUGCCUCGUCGACAGGAGAGAGCGACGAGGAAGAAGACGUGAGGCAACUGCACAGCUUCUUCCCGUCUUUUCUAUGGGUCGUGAGGGACUUUACACUCGAGCUCGUGGAUGAAGACGGUGAUCCCAUCUCUAGUAGUGACUACUUGGAGCGAGCACUUGCGGACCAGCCACGGACGUCGGCCAACAUUGAGCGCAACCGGACCCGUGCAAUGAUGAAGGACUUUUUCCGUGAACGCGACUGCGUCACGCUCGUGCGUCCUGUGUACGACGAAACCAAGCUGCAGCAGGUGGAUGAGCUUCCGAUCGAAGAUUUGCGGCCGGAGUUCCAGCAGCAGCUUGGUGUCGUCAAGCAAAUCGUAUAUGGCGAUAGCCUACAGCCCAAGAAGCUGCACGGCAAACCUCUGAAUGGCAGUAUGUUUGCCGGGUUGCUGCAAGCCUAUGUGGCUGCGAUGAACAGUGGCGGUGUACCGGUGAUCACGUCUGCUUGGGAGGGUGUGACUGCAACUGAGUGCCGGAAAGCGAUGACGAGCGCCGCUGAAGUAUUCAAAGAGAGUCUACGUGCUUUGGAUCUGCCUCUUGACGUCGACGACCUCACUUUGGCGAUGAAAAAUGCCGAGGAGCAAGCUGUGGCGCAAUUCCGUGCUGCUGCCAUUGGCGACACUGCCGCGAAGUUGGAGGCCGACCUCCGCAAGCGCAUGGAAGUCGACAAGGCUGCGUGUGCUCAGGACAACUUGAAUCAGAGCAAAGAGAUGUGUGAACGCUUGCUCCAGGUGCUUUACGCCGAACACAUUCAGCCUAAGCUGGCCCCUUCGGGCGAUGACGACCUGGACGGGUUUGCAGACAUGCAGCAGUUCUCGCGCGUCUGGCAGGUAUUUCGCGAUGCUUAUCUUCAAAAAGCUCGUGGUGGUGCCAAACUCGAGUGCCUCUUGACUUUCUCGGAGGCCAAGUAUGCUGAGGCCAUGCGAAUUCUGCUGAGCCGACAGGAAGAAGGCUAUGAAAAUAAAGUAAGGAUGCUGCAGGGGGAUGUAUCAAAGGUGAAGGAGGAACUUGGCAGCGUCGGUGGUCGAGAGCAGAUUUACAAGGAGCAGAUCGAGCAGAUGCAGGUGCAAUCGUCACAGAUCAUGUCGGAGAAGGCGCGUUUCGAAGCGGAGUCCCAGGCUCAACGUGAACGUAUUGCUGAUCUAGAGAGCAUGCUGCACGACGAAGCUACCACGAAGAAGGCGGAGACCAAGCAUGAAUCAGCUGGUCCGAAGCACGCAAAUAACACGAAGAAGCAUGAGGAAUCUGACAACGAGCUGGAGCGCAUAAAGUCCGAGUACGAACGUGUGGUGCAUGAGAAGGAGCGUCAGGAAAUGGAGCUCAACCUGCUGAGCGAAGAGUGUCAACAGCUACGUCAAGGCCAGACUUGCGGCUGCACGAUCUCCUGA